Zootoca vivipara (common lizard) is the source of this 1035-nucleotide messenger RNA. RefSeq names its product gastrulation brain homeobox 2 (gene GBX2). The record is from RefSeq and is a predicted model, not a curated record. Gene Ontology annotation, cellular component: nucleus. Gene Ontology annotation, molecular function: RNA polymerase II transcription regulatory region sequence-specific DNA binding; DNA-binding transcription factor activity, RNA polymerase II-specific. Gene Ontology annotation, biological process: regulation of nervous system development; regulation of transcription by RNA polymerase II. NCBI's taxonomy places the organism in Eukaryota, Metazoa, Chordata, Lepidosauria, Squamata, Lacertidae.
AUGAGUGCAGCCUUUCCGCCGUCGCUCAUGAUGAUGCCGCGCCCUUUGGGAAGCAGCACUGCCUUCAGCAUAGACUCGCUCAUCGGCAGUCCGCCGCAGCCCAGCCCGGGCCACUUCGUCUACACGGGCUACCCCAUGUUCAUGCCCUACCGGCCUGUGGUGCUGCCGCCGCCGCCACCACCACCCCCGGCGGCGUUGCCCCAGCCGGCGCUGCCGCCCUCGCACGGGCACCACCACGCGCAAAUGCCCAGCCUGCCCGCCAGCUUCUGCUCCAGCCUGGCGCAGGGCAUGGCGCUCACGUCCACGCUCAUGGCCACGCUGCCGGGCACCUUUUCCGCCUCGGCACAGCACCAGGAGGCGGCCAGGAAGUUCGCCCCGCCGGCGCUCCAGGGCACCUUCGACAAGGCGGACGGCCUGCAAGCCGAGGCCGAAGACGGCAAGGCGUUCCUGGCCAAGGAGGGGUCGCUGCUGGCCUUCUCGGCCUCCGAAGCGGUGCAGGCGUCCCUUGGGGCCGUCCGAGGCGCGUCGGGGAAGGAGGACGCCAAGGCGGCGGAGGAGGAGGCCAAGGGCAAGGAAGAGAGCUUCUCCAUGGACAGCGACCUAGACUACAGCUCCGAUGACAACCUGCCGGGCCCCGCGACGCACAAGGAGGACGACUCCGGCCACGGGCUGGAGGAGGGCGGCCCCAGCUCGGCCAGCGCCAACAGCACCACGUCGACGGGCAAGAACCGGAGGCGGCGGACGGCCUUCACCAGCGAGCAGCUCCUGGAGCUGGAGAAGGAGUUCCACUGCAAGAAAUACCUGUCGCUGACGGAGCGCUCGCAGAUCGCGCACGCGCUCAAGCUCAGCGAGGUGCAGGUCAAGAUCUGGUUCCAGAACCGGCGCGCCAAGUGGAAACGGGUGAAAGCCGGCAACGCCAACUCCAAGACCGGGGAGCCCUCCCGGAACCCCAAGAUCGUCGUGCCCAUCCCCGUCCACGUCAGCAGGUUCGCCAUUAGGAGUCAACAUCAGCAGCUGGAGCAGGCCAGGCCCUGA